UGCGAGGCACAAGCCAGCGACUCCAGAGAGAAAGGAGUUUGCUGAGGACAGCGUUUGGAGGAGGGUCUCAGGAGGCCGUCGGGAUGAGUUUUUCACUGAACUUCACGUUGCCAGCCAACGUGACGUCCUCUCCAGUCGUUACAGGUGGGAAAGAAGCAGACUGCGGGCCCUCCCUGGGACUUGCCGCCGGCAUCCCAUCGCUGGUGGCCACGGCCCUGCUGGUAGCUCUGCUGUUCGUGCUGAUUCACCGGAGAAGGAGCAGCAGCAGCGAGUCUGCCGAGGAAAGUGAGAGGCCAUGUGAAAUUUCAGAAAUUGAUGACAAUCCCAAGAUAGCAGAGAAUCCUAGGCGAGCACCCACAUGUGAGGAGGAUAUCAUGGGAGCAGAAGCAGCUCACAUAUACGUGAGGACGGUAGCAGGGAGUGAGGAGCCCGUGCGGGACACCUACCUUCCCACGGCAGAAAUGGAGAGACGGCGGGGACUGUGGUGGCUCAUCCCCAGGCUGAGCCUGGAAUGAUGCGGCUCGGCCAAACCACAGAACUGGAGCUGGGACAGAGCUGGGAACCCGGGGGCUCGUGCUUGGAGUGAGCAGAGAGGCUAAGCUGCUGCUUAAACAACCCAGAUUUCGUUGACAGAUCUGGAAAACUUACGGGUGAUUUGUCUCUUCAGGGGGCAGGUCUGACGAGGUUCAUUCCAACUCUCAGAUCCUGUGGUUUAACGAGCAGCGGAGCAUCAGGUGACGACCCUGUGCAUCUGGAAGGAGCCCUCGGGUCC
Messenger RNA from Artibeus jamaicensis (Jamaican fruit-eating bat), 772 nucleotides. It is a transcript of the gene OPALIN, whose product is annotated as oligodendrocytic myelin paranodal and inner loop protein. Gene Ontology annotation, cellular component: plasma membrane; cell-cell contact zone. NCBI's taxonomy places the organism in Eukaryota, Metazoa, Chordata, Mammalia, Chiroptera, Phyllostomidae. Bases 84 to 515 code for a protein of 143 amino acids. The transcript has 6 exons. The record is from RefSeq and is a predicted model, not a curated record.